This is a messenger RNA of Lodderomyces elongisporus, 603 nucleotides long. Its product is annotated as polyphosphatase. NCBI's taxonomy places the organism in Eukaryota, Fungi, Ascomycota, Pichiomycetes, Serinales, Debaryomycetaceae. The record is from RefSeq and is a predicted model, not a curated record. Gene Ontology annotation, cellular component: nucleus; cytoplasm. The coding region runs from base 1 to 603 and encodes 200 amino acids. The transcript has a single exon. Gene Ontology annotation, biological process: diadenosine hexaphosphate catabolic process; diadenosine pentaphosphate catabolic process; adenosine 5'-(hexahydrogen pentaphosphate) catabolic process. Gene Ontology annotation, molecular function: endopolyphosphatase activity; bis(5'-adenosyl)-pentaphosphatase activity; bis(5'-adenosyl)-hexaphosphatase activity.
AUGAGUGACGUAUCUACUACUACACAAGCCUCGUUUACCACAUCCAAUAACAAGGACCUGGGUCAUCCAAGUACUAAAUCCAAAGAGGCACGUACGGGUCGUGAUAAUCAACGCUACAACUCAACCACUGGAGCACGUAUAGUGUCUGGUUGUAUUUGUCUCAACUCUACAAAGGACAAAGUAGUGAUGAUUUCAUCUUCAAAGCAUAAGCAUAGAUGGAUCUUACCCAAAGGAGGUAAUGAAACGGACGAGACGGAGAUGGAAACAGCAAUAAGAGAAACAUGGGAAGAAGCAGGUGUAGAAGGUAAAAUAAUUAAGAAUUUGCCAGUGGUGUUGGAUUCAAGGGGCCAGAAAGCACCAGUUAUCAAGGGCGACUUUAAUGAAAGCGAAGGACCUGUACCCAAGAGUGAGUUUCAUUUUUUCGAAAUGCAAGUCGAGGAAUUGAGCAUGGAAUGGCCAGAGCAAAAGAAGAGAGAAAGGCGAUGGUGUACAUAUUCCGAAGCAAAACACGAAUUGAUCAAGCUGAAACGGCCAGAGUUGGUGACAGCAUUGAACUCAAGCUCGAUAAUCAAAGACACAAACGAUGAAAAUGAUAAAUAUUGA